UAUUGAGAAAAGCACUUAGGUUUCAUGCUAUUGAGAACACUUAUGACUACUAUUUGCUUCACAAUUCAUCUAAGAGACUGACAGCUCAUUGCAAGUAUAAGUGUAGACCAUGGGACAAGCAGCAUGGGAAGAUUGUGAAGUGUGUGUGAUGAUGAAAGUAAGUGUAAGUUUAAGGUGUAUGCAGUGAGUUUGCCAAGGGAGAUGACAAUGCAAAUAAAAACUCUAGACCUUGAGCAUACUUGUGGUCAUGUUGAUGCAAAUAGUAAAGUGUCAUCUGAGUGGUUGGCAGAGAAGUAUAUAAAUUACUUCAGAGAUGACCAAGGUGAAAGGCUAAAAAAAUUCAUACAUAAGGUGUUCACUGACACAGGGGUGACAAUUGGGUACCAUAGAGCUUGGUUUGCAAGGGUUAGGGCUAAGCUAAGCAUAUAUGGUGAUGCAUCUGAUCAGUACAAAAGGGUGUAUGAUUAUGCUAGUGCAAUCCUGAAAUACAACCCAGGAUCAUCAGCCCUUGUAUCAGUGACUGGAGCACAAAAUCCACCUCCAACAUUUCAGAGAAUGUAUGUGUGCAUGGAGGCUUGUAAGGUAGGAUUUACAGAGGGUUGCAGACCUCUUAUUGGUAUUGAUGGAUGUCAUCUCAAGGGAGCAUACCCUGGCAUGAUAUUGGCAGCAGUGGCUAAGGAUGGCAAUAACAACAUAUUCCCAGUGGCAUGGGCUGUUGUUGAGGUUGAAGAUAAGCAAAGUUGGAGAUGGUUCUUGGAGCUUUUGAUUAAUGACAUAGGAUUCCACAAUGGAGAGGGCUUGACUGUUAUGUCUGACAGACAAAAGGGAUUAAUUGAUGCUGUUGAAACAGUUUGCCCAAAAGCUGAGGUCAGAUUUUGUGUAAGACACAUUUGGGCAAACUUCAAGCUUCAAUUUUCUGGUACAGCAUUCAAAGAGUCAUUUUGGAGAGCAGUUAGGACAAGUUCAAGGUUUACUUUCAUAGCUGAGAUGGCAGCUAUCAAGUUCCUCUCCCAAGAUGCAUAUAACUACUUAGCUGCAAUUCCUCCCAAAUAUUGGGCUAGACAUGCCUUCCUUACUAGGUCAAAGUCAAAUUUGUUGCUUAACAACCUCUGUGAGACUUUUAACUCAGUAAUCAAGGAAGCAAGGGAUAAACCAAUCAUCCAUGCCUUGAAUGGAUAA
Molecule: messenger RNA, 1179 nt
Organism: Beta vulgaris subsp. vulgaris (sugar beet)
Lineage: Eukaryota; Viridiplantae; Streptophyta; Magnoliopsida; Caryophyllales; Amaranthaceae
Exons: 3
Coding region: 202-1179 (325 amino acids)
Source: RefSeq, a predicted model, not a curated record